Molecule: messenger RNA, 2095 nt
Organism: Bursaphelenchus okinawaensis
Lineage: Eukaryota; Metazoa; Nematoda; Chromadorea; Rhabditida; Aphelenchoididae
Source: the annotation of a GenBank genome assembly
AUGGGGAAUAAGAAGCAAAAGAAUAAGAAGAUGGACGGGUCUAGAUGGAAUUGUGGUGAAGACAACGGAAAGAAAGGGGAAGUUUGGAAGGAGUGUAGCCAGCCAGAAUGCUACACCCCUUCCAAAUUUGCUUGCUCAUGGAAGGAGGUAUACAUUUGUCAGAUCUUUUUAUCUCCGCGUGCAUCAAGUAAUAAACUCAGUGAAAGCAUAUUAUAAUACAUUAGAAAUAUCGACUGAUAACGCAAACACCACUGUCUUUUAAUCGGCUUUAACAAGUUGAAUUUAUAAAAACUGAUUCUAUGUAAGUUGUUGUAAUGCGUAUUGCCUUUUAUUUAUUCUGGUUAAUAUAUAAAACGCUAAACGGUAAUGAAAAAUCGUUUGAAGUAAAAGUGGACAUUGGUCUAUUAAUUAGUAAGUUGUUAUAAACAUUCUUAAACUGUUCUAAUACAAUCUGUCAACACGGUUUAACCUUGUUUUUGGAUAUGUCUUUGUAAACAUUGGCUUUAUCACUUUCAGCUAGGAGUUUUUAUACUGGAACAAACUAUAACCAACUCAGUAUAAGCGUUGACUUGAACGUUGCCGAUAUCACUUUAAUUGAUGGUGUUUGUUACUACACAGACUGUCAGAAGUUUUGUCAAACAAGUAACUUUCUUUUGGAAAUUUAAUUUUUACGUCCAAUUUUAAAAAAAAGUAUGCAAUAUGUGCUAUCACUACUACUUUUACUUUAUAUUUCAUAUAAAUCACCUUUCAAGUAAACUACUGCCACCUGUUCUGUAACCCACUUUGUUGCGCUUCUUCCGCGACAAUAGGUCGUCAAUGUGGCGUACAUGCAUUUUCUCCAUACAUGCACAACUCAACCACAUUUCAUGCUACAACACAAUAUUACCACAACCAAUGGGCAUCGCAUGUUUACGCAAACGAAGAUUUUAGUUUUUUAACAGCAGACAAUAAAUAUAUUCAUAUGCCUCAACAACGGUUUUUAUUGCAGUUGCUAUCGUCUUUAGACUACAUGAGUCACUUUGGUAGCAAUUUGAAUACGAUUGGAUUGGGCAGAAGUCGAAGAAGGCAGAACAUAGUACAGCAGUUGUACCAAAGUAAUGUAAUCUCAAGGCCGGUUGUUACAAAAACCUGGUUUGUAGACACACCGGUUCAAGAUGAAUACAUAAAACUACAUAAGCUUGUGUUUGGAAAACUCGACACAGAAUACUGUAGUGGAGGCUGGAGUUAUCUGACACCGGUAAGCGGCGCGUUUUGGAUGUUUGAUGGCUACGAGUUCUAUUUCUACAGUCUUCGGAAAGCAAAAAAGUAUCGAGUAAGCAAAAUUGUAAAAGGCGAGUUGCCAUAGCCUCAUUUUUACGUUUAAUUAUAAACAUAAUCAUAUUUUACUUUAAUUCAAAUAAUUUUCAGUUGAUGUUUUCCGAAAAGACGUAUACAGGCGUAUCGACUCAACACAUUAGUCAACUUGUGCACGACAAUGUCAUAAUAUCUAACCCAAGAAAUAAAAUGUUCUACUACUUACCGAACGCAACUGACAGUGAGUACAAGUGGGCUUUAGAAGAUAUUGUUGUUUCUUACAAUGCGACGAGAUUUGGUUCUUCUUUCCUACACAUCUCAGCAAUAGAACCAAAUCCCGAUGAUUUAGAAUUUAUUUUAAGUUACGACAUCUUUAAGAGUUAUUGUGUAGCCUUCGAUUAUGAAACGCAGCAAAUGUCUCUAGCAAAGUGUAACCAUAAAUUUUGUUUGGAUAAAUGGUAAUAUUGGUAUUUGUAUUAUAAUUAGAAGAUAAACAAUCAAUAGAGCAUUAAAAUAUUUUGCAAUAAUUUGUUUUUUAUUAUACGAAUUUUCCAACGACUUGCAGGAUGUAUUAACCAUUCUUCAAACGGUAAAAAUUACAAAUUCGAAAGAUAAAGUUUAGAUUAUGAUGUCGUAGAGUGUAACGUACUGUGUUGAUGUUCGAAAAUAGUUAAGGAAAUAAUAUCCGAGUCAACAAUAUAUUAUAUAUACAUAUUUAUUAUUAACCAAAGAUAUUAUGCUAAAUGUCAAUCAAAGCGAGGAAGGAAUGACCAACUGGUCCGGAGACAUGCUUUCUAAUUGA